Molecule: messenger RNA, 1152 nt
Organism: Symbiodinium sp. CCMP2456
Lineage: Eukaryota; Dinophyceae; Suessiales; Symbiodiniaceae
Source: the annotation of a GenBank genome assembly
AUGAGUGCUUGCGGGCGCGGCAGCUGCUGGCCAGGAGCUCUGGCUCUGCUCAGGGACUUGCAGGUAUGGAAGAUCCACGCCGAUGUCGUCGGCCUGAAUUCAGCGUUGAGGGCCGUGGCGACAGCGAGUCGCUGGCGCCAGGUUUCUUGCUUGCUGUUGGCGCUUCAGGAAGAAGGAGUUGAACCGGACCUCGUAAGCUACACAGCCGUUAUGGACGCGGCGCAGAGGAGUCAACGUUGGCCUGCAGCCUUGGACGCGCUUCGGACCCUGCAGCAGCGACGGCUGCAAGCAGACGUGAUCUGCUUCACCACGUUGCUGUCUGCAGUGCAGCGUAGCGCACAGUGGCGGCUGGCGCUGACGGUGCUUGCAGAUAUGGCAAGGACACGGUCGCAACCCGAUCUCAUCUGCCACAAUGCGGUCCUGGCAGCUUGCCAGGAGGGCCCCUGGUGGCUGGCAGUGGCGCUCCUUGACAACCUUUGGAGCAGCAACCUCUGUCCGGAUAUUGUUAGCUUCAACACGGCGAUCACGGCCUGUCUGCGAAACGAGCAGUGGCAGAUGGGGCUUUCUUUUCUGGAGGUCCUGGAAGACCGGGGUCUCAAGCCGAGCUCAGCCACCUUCGAUGCGGUCACGAGCGCGUGCGAGAAGGGGACAAGGUGGCGGGAAGCCUUGGCGUUUUUGCGGGCACGAUGGUCGCUGGAAUCGCAGGUCAGCAGCGACAGGGUAGGCGAGUCGCCCCUGUCGCAGGCCGACAGGCAACUACAACUUCAGCGGUCCGUCAGCGCGGUCCGAUCUGCAGCACGGGCCUGCGAGAAAGCAACGGCCUGGCAAACAGCGAUCUCCUUGCUGGGAGAGGCUUCCGACAUGUCGGUCCAGUGCGAUGAGACUAUGUGCUAUUCCACUAUUCUCGCAUGCUCGAGUGCGCGUGAAUGGCAGAAAUCCUUGGAGAUCUGGCAUGAGAUGUGCCACCGUGGGAUCCGGCCAAGCUGCUCCAGCUCGACACUGGCCACGCUGUUGAUGGAGAUGGAGCAGAGAUGCAUGUGGCAGCAACAAGUGGAGCUGCUGCAUCCCUUGGCCACGGCCUACGACACGAAGGGCGCAGGCCGUAUCCUUGCCCAAAGCGCUGCAGCCCUGAUGCCUGACCCAAGGGUUCGA